Sitophilus oryzae (rice weevil) is the source of this 1049-nucleotide messenger RNA. Its product is annotated as vegetative cell wall protein gp1-like. The record is from RefSeq and is a predicted model, not a curated record. The transcript has 2 exons. The coding region runs from base 70 to 975 and encodes 301 amino acids. NCBI's taxonomy places the organism in Eukaryota, Metazoa, Arthropoda, Insecta, Coleoptera, Curculionidae.
UCGGCAGUAUAAAUAAACCCGAUUUCUACUACAAAAAUUAUUCAGAACCGAUCAAGAGCUUCAUUCAAAAUGAAGGUUUUAGGUUUAGCAGUAGUAGCAUUCGUGGCAUUAGCCACUAUUCAGACAAGCGAAGCCUUCAGUUUAUUUGGUUGGCAUAAAGCAAACCAUGUAGCUGCCCCUUCUGACUUACCAAGCCCACCAUCUGACUUGCCAACUCCACCAUCCGGUGAACCUUCUCCUCCACCACCACCAUCUGAUGAACCUCUUAAAGUAGUGAAGGACGAGCCUUCUCCACCAUCUGACUUACCAAGCCCACCAUCUGACUUACCAACUCCACCAUCCGGGGAACCAUCUCCACCACCACCACCAUCUGAUGAACCUCUUAAAGUAGUGAAGGACGAGCCUUCUCCACCAUCUGACUUACCAAGCCCACCAUCUGACUUACCUACUCCACCAUCCGGGGAGCCAUCUCCUCCACCACCACCAUCUGAUGAGCCUCUUAAAGUAGUGAAGGACGAGCCUUCUCCACCAUCUGACUUACCAAGCCCACCAUCUGACUUGCCAACUCCACCAUCAGGCGAACCAUCUCCUCCACCACCACCAUCUGAUGAACCCCUUAAAGUAGUGAAGGACGAGCCUUCCCCACCAUCUGACUUACCAAGCCCACCGUCUGACUUACCAACUCCACCAUCCGAUGAACCAUCUCCACCACCACCACCAUCUGAUGAACCACGUAGACGCAGAGCAGUGAAAGACGAACCUUCUCCACCAUCUGACUUACCAAGCCCACCUUCUGACUUGCCAACUCCACCCUCCGGUGAACCAUCUCCACCACCACCACCAUCUGAUGAACCUCUUAAAGUAGUGAAGGAUGAGCCUUCUCCACCAUCUGACUUACCAAGCCCACCUUCUGACUUACCCACUCCACCAUCCGGUGAACCAUCUCCUCCACCACCACCAUCUGACGAACCUUAAAUAAGUUAUGCCUUGCUAAAUUAAUAAAAAUGUAAUAUAUUUUUUUUAAAUAAAUAUCACAAUUUUAUAUUUAA